AUGACGAACCACAGCAGACAGCAUUAUGAACAACUGGCGGAGACCGGCUCCUGUGAGCGGCUAUUUAAGCACAACCAAGCGCACACACGGAAGAUAAACUCACGGUGGGUGACGAAGCCCCGGCGACGAAGUCGUACACGCCGACCCUCUCCGAAAGCCGUGCAGAAGCCGACAGCGAGAUCACACAGGGAAAACAACAUGGCUGCAGAGAUCUCUCCCCUACCUGAGGCAGGCACGGGACUGAAUCGCUAG
Messenger RNA from Pelobates cultripes (western spadefoot toad), 252 nucleotides. NCBI's taxonomy places the organism in Eukaryota, Metazoa, Chordata, Amphibia, Anura, Pelobatidae. The record is from the annotation of a GenBank genome assembly.